CGGGAACAGUCAGUGCCUGAGACGUUGUCCUUUGAAGUGUCGCCAUGGCCCGUCGCUCCCUUGCCCUUCUGCUCGGCAGUUGUGUCCUUGUCCUGGGCUAUUCCCUGAAAGGACCAAGAUGCAAGGAUCUCUCUCCAGGAAGUCAGAUCCACCCUGACGACACCGAAUGCACGCCCGACAGCGCAGGGCCCCCCUCCCUACCAGAAGGAAGGGCCCUCACCCCCUGCCAUUUCACCUGCAGCGCCCCGCUGGAAAUUAUCAACGACCAGAGCAGCUGCAGCGCCUUUCACGUGUGUCUCCCUGAUGGCCCAAAGGGACCCUUCACUUGCCCUGGAAACACCUACUUCCACUGGGAGAGUCAAACGUGCGUUGAAGACAUUGGCGUCUGCUGCUCGGUCUCCUGCACGCCCAUCUGUACGUCCGUGGGCGUGCAGAUUCCCGACCCCACUGACUGCACCAAAUUCUACGUCUGCAUCGAAAUCGGACAGCCCAGCGAGGCCGUCCACCUCACGUGCCCGAGCGGGAAGUUCUUCGACGCUGAAGCCCAGCGAUGCCUCGCCGAUGCCGAAUGCGAAGUCGUCUGUGCGACCGACGUGACCACCACCAGCCCGGCGCCGUGCACUCCCUUCUGCUCGACUGUGGGCGUGCAGAUUGCCGAUCCUAACGACUGCACCAAAUUUUACGUCUGUAUUGAACAGGGAUUUCCUGACGAAAGCGUCCACGUGUCUUGUCGGCCGACAGAGCAUUUCGAUCCCGAAACGGGGCGGUGUGUGGAGGGCGACGAGUGCGUGUCCCAGUGCGGAGAUUCGAGCACGCUUUCGACGGGCGCGCUGACCACGCCCACGCAAGCACACUCAUCCACACACAUUACCGGACCAACUGGAGAGAUCACUGACACGACCUCGGUUUCGGAAUCAACUGGAACAGCCACUACACCUUCAGGGGGAACUACAGCCACAGGAACACCACCUUCAGAAACCACUCCGACACCCUCAGAAACUACAAGAAAAACUACGAACACCCUCAGAAUCAACUACACC
Penaeus vannamei (Pacific white shrimp) is the source of this 1040-nucleotide messenger RNA. Its product is annotated as microtubule-actin cross-linking factor 1, isoforms 6/7. The record is from RefSeq and is a predicted model, not a curated record. Gene Ontology annotation, molecular function: chitin binding. Gene Ontology annotation, cellular component: extracellular region. Lineage: Eukaryota; Metazoa; Arthropoda; Malacostraca; Decapoda; Penaeidae.